Messenger RNA from Ectocarpus sp. CCAP 1310/34, 1083 nucleotides. The record is from the annotation of a GenBank genome assembly. Lineage: Eukaryota; Phaeophyceae; Ectocarpales; Ectocarpaceae.
GUGCCGCCUCGCGCUCUCUCACAGCCCCUUCCCUAGGUGUCGGAGUACCGAAGCUCACCCCUUUUCUCAUCAUGUCGAAGCGUGGGCGCGCCGGUGCCCAGGGCAACAAGUACCGCAUGACCCUCGGUUUGCCCGUGGCCGCGGUCAUGAACUGCUGCGACAACAGCGGGGCCAAGAACCUGUACAUCAUCUCGGUGUGCGGCAUCAAGGGUCGCCUGAACCGCCUGCCCUCCGCCGGUGUCGGUGACAUGGUGAUGGCCACUGUCCGCAAGGGAAAGCCGGAGCUCAGGAAGAAGGUGAUGCCUGCCGUUGUGGUGAGGCAGCGCAAGGCCUGGAGGCGGAAGGACGGUGUGUUCAUCUACUUCGAGGACAAUGGCGGCGUUAUUGUCAACAACAAGGGAGAGAUGAAGGGUUCCGCGAUCAACGGCCCCGUGGCUAAGGAGUGCGCCGACCUGUGGCCCCGUAUCGCCAGCAACGCUGGGUCCAUCGUCUAAGAGAAGAAAUGACGCUCGCAAGACCACCCACCUUUGUCGUCGACAAGAUGACACCGGUGGCGGCACACCUCGAUGAAAACUGUUCUUAUUCCGCUCGCCUGUCUACUGGGUUGAAGUGCAGACAUUGUCCGCGGCUUUGUGUGGAGUUUGAGCCUCUUGAGUUCCGUUGAGAAGCGCAGAUGAGAGAGGCGAGGAAAGGGGGGGGGGAGCUGCAAUUCUGAAUUUAACAAGGGUUCAGACAACCUUGUAUUUGGUGCCUCCGGCACAAAUGCUGUGCCCAUGUUUGAUAGCGUGGCGUGCUGGCAAUGAAGCGGCAGCUUUGCUGUAGCUUUGCGGUAUGGGUUGUACGAGGCAGAAAGCUUCCCAAGCGACAUGUGUUCGCACGCACUUUGUUCUGCCCUCGUUACGUGCAAUCGCUACUGUCAAGCUGCGCACAGUCGUUGUCGCGCUGCGCCUCACAUUUAGGUGCGUUGCGCGGUGCGCACGGCACAAGCUGCGUCUUGUCAUGUCAUUACACCACCCGUAAAUACCACGAUCCACGAACCAACCUGGUUCGAGAAAGGGCCGUGCGCGACGAGAGACAGCCGGC